UUACUGGCUUUCAGGCAACUAGGAAAGAAAGAUAAAGGGACGUCCAAUGGGGGUACCUUUAUUUGAUGAUAGUAAACCCUUUUAUUACCGGAUCUGGAAUGGACUGAGUCAGAAGUUGCAAGGCAAAAAGUCCUGGGAUAAACAUCUGGAUGAAAUCUACUUACUCCAGCAGAAAAGGAUCUGUGAGUCCCCUCUCCUUCAGGCUGCCAAGGAGAACAACAUCCCAGUCAUUAGGAAACUUCUCAGUGAUGGAACAUGUGAUAUUUACCAGAGAGGAGCAGUGGGGGAGACUGCCCUUCAUGUAGCUGCCUUGUAUGAUAGUGUGGAGGCUGCACUGGCUCUGAUGGAAGCAGCUCCAGAGCUUGUCAAUGAGAGGAUGACAUCAGAACUCUACGAAGGGCAGACAGCUCUCCACAUUGCAGCAGUGAACCAGAAUAUCACUUUGGUGAAGGCUUUGCUCAAGAGAGGGGCCAAUACCUGCACAGCACAGGCCACUGGGCACUUCUUCAGGCGCAGCUCCCAGAACCUUCUCUAUUUUGGAGAACAUGUUUUGUCAUUUGCUGCCUGUGUGGGAAAUGAGGAGAUUGUACAGUUGCUCAUUGAAAAUGGAGCUGACAUUAGAGCUCAGGAUUACCUGGGUAACACUGUUCUUCACAUCUUGGUUCUCCAGCCUAACAAGACAUUUGCCUGCCACAUGUACAGCCUGAUACUUUCCUAUGACAGGAGCAAAGAGGGACCGAGAUCACUUGAAUUGAUUCCUAACAAUGAGGGGCUUACUCCAUUCAAACUGGCUGGAGUUGAGGGCAACACUGUGAUGUUUCAAUACCUCAUGCAGAGGCGGAAGCAUAAUCUCUGGUCCUUUGGCCCCUUGACCACUGUGCUCUAUGAUCUCACAGAGAUUGACUCCUGGGCUGAAGAUCAAUCCUUCCUUGAGCUCAUUGUCUCAACCAAGAAGAGAGAGGCACGCCAGAUCUUAGAUCUAACACCUGUGAAGGAGCUGGUGAGCCUGAAGUGGAAUAUGUAUGGACGGCCCUAUUUCUGCUUCCUGGCUUUAUUCUAUGUACUCUACAUGGUCUGCUUCACUAUGUGCUGUGUCUACCGGCCACUGAAAGCUCGAACAGGCAAUAAAACAAACAGUAGAGACAAUACAAUCUAUGUCCAGAAAAUGCUGCAGGAAUCUUAUGUAACAUAUGAGGAUGAGUUGAGACUGGUGGGAGAGCUGAUCACAGUUAUUGGAGCUGUAGUAAUUUUGAUCCUUGAGAUCCCAGAUAUCCUUAGAGUUGGAGCAGCGAAAUACUUUGGACAAACCAUCCUAGGAGGACCUUUCCACAUAAUUGUUAUCACAUAUGCUUGCAUGAUUCUGAUAACCAUGGUGAUGCGUCUUACCAGCACUACUGGUGAGGUGGUGCCCAUGUCCUUCGCCCUGGUACUAGGAUGGUGCAAUGUCAUGUACUUUGCACGAGGCUUCCAGAUGCUUGGGCCCUUCACCAUCAUGAUCCAGAAGAUGAUAUUUGGAGAUCUUCUGCGCUUUUGCUGGCUCAUGGCUGUGGUGAUACUAGGCUUUGCAUCAGCUUUUUACAUCAUCUUCCAGACAGAGAACCCUGAAAACCUCGGGCAGUUCUACAACUAUCCCAUGUCCUUGUUCACCACCUUUGAGCUGUUUCUGACUAUCAUUGAUGGCCCUGCAAACUAUGAUGUGGACCUGCCUUUUAUGUACAGUGUGGUAUACUUUGCCUUUGCCAUCAUUGCCACCCUCCUUAUGCUCAAUUUGCUAAUUGCCAUGAUGGGUGACACGCACUGGAGAGUGGCCCAUGAACGGGAUGAACUCUGGAGAGCCCAGAUCGUUGCUACUACUGUCAUGCUGGAACGGAAACUGCCACGGUGUCUCUGGCCUCGCUCUGGGAUCUGUGGGCGGGAGUACGGGCUAGGGGACCGAUGGUAUCUCAGAAUAGAAGACAGGAUUGAUCCCAACAAACACAAGAUGAUGCGAUACACAGAAGCAUUUAAGGCUCAUGAUAGGGAUAACUGUGACAAAGGUCUGGAAAAGCUGGAAGUCGAUAGGAACAUCCUGUACAAGAAGGACCCGUCCAUUCUAUCAUUGUCACGAGGCACAUCUAGGACUAAUUCUCAGAGUGGCUGGGAGAUCCUGAGGCACAACACUUUCCAUCAACUUCAUGGAGAGAUCAAUCAUGCCAUGGAAGAAGAGGUCUAUGAUGUCUAAGCUUAUUUAUUCACUCCACAACAUGGAUUGCAUUUGCCACAGCAGUUGUCUCCUCCAAUUGUUCAUACACACUCCAGCAUGCUACAGAUUCAGCAGCCUUGAAGAGCUCUGCCAGUGCAUCAUGAAUUGUUCAUGGCAUCUAUGCUAUGAUAUAUAGAUUCAAUCUUUCCUACUUUUUAGGUGUCCCUGCUGUUGCGUUAAUAUUUGUGCCAAGUUAGUUGGCUUGUUGAGCUAAGGCCUAUGGUAGUUUGUAAUGCUUGUAAAACCCCACAGAAGUGAGCAAUAGAAGACAGCACUGGAAUUUCAACAAUUUACAAAGAGGCAGUCAGUAAGACCUCUUCCAGAAUGUAACAUACGCAGGUCAUUUAAAAAAUAAUG
Numida meleagris (helmeted guineafowl) is the source of this 2599-nucleotide messenger RNA. RefSeq names its product transient receptor potential cation channel subfamily V member 6-like. NCBI's taxonomy places the organism in Eukaryota, Metazoa, Chordata, Aves, Galliformes, Numididae. Gene Ontology annotation, molecular function: protein binding; calcium channel activity. The transcript is spliced from 15 exons. Gene Ontology annotation, cellular component: membrane. The record is from RefSeq and is a predicted model, not a curated record. Gene Ontology annotation, biological process: calcium ion import across plasma membrane. Bases 47 to 2221 code for a protein of 724 amino acids.